GAAAUCGUGCGUGCCUGUGCAUAUCCAUAUGUCGCUUAAAACAACGGUUCGGCCGUCGGCCAAGGCGGCAGGGCAUCACUAUGCAGGACACCACCAGGUGUGGUGUUUGUCGGCGCCGCCGGCGAAACAGGAUGCAGCGAAACCACGUCGCCGGUCGGCGAACUACCGGCCCACGUCCUGGGACUACGACGCCCUUCUGUCACUCGCUUCUGGCAGACCUAAUCUGCAGGAUUGUCCUUCUAGUUAUUAUAAGCUGAAGACCAACAUAAGAGAUAUGUUGAUCAAGAAAGCAGAACCAUUUUCUAAACUUUGGACCAUUGAUGCAAUGCAACGACUUGGUAUCUCUUACCAUUUUCAGGAUGAGAUUAGUAACAUCCUGUACUCCAUCUCCAAUGAGAGUGCAAAAGAUCACACAUAUGACAACAUUGCUUUCACAGCCUUAAAAUUCAGGUUACUCAGGGAAAAUGGUUUCCCAGAAACCCUAGGGCAAUUGGGCUACCAUAAUUAUGGGAACUGCACCACCAAGACACCAAGACAGGAGGAUGUAAACACACUUCUUUUGCUACAUGAGGCCUCAUAUCUAGCAUUUGGAGAUGAAGAAAUAUUGGAUGUAGCAAGGACAUAUUCAGCUAAAGCACUUAAAGAACUUAUGCCGUCAAUGCUGCCACACUUAAGGGAGGCUGUGGCGCAUGCUUUAGAAAUUCCACUGCAUUGGAGAGCUCCAAGACUAGAAACAAGGUGGUUCAUUGAUUACUAUGCUAGAGACAUUAACAUGUGCCCGUUGCUCCUCCAAUUCGCUAAACUAGACUUCAACCAGGUUCAAGAUGAGCAUCAGAAAGAUCUUGCUGCGGUAACAUGGUGGUGGAGGAACAUUGGGCUUGGUGAAAAGCUGCCAUUUGCAAGGGAUCGUCUGAUGGAGUGCUUCCAUUAUGCAAAUGGAAUUGUUUGGGAUCCGAAGCUUGGACCAUGUCGUCAAAUGCUUGCUAAAGUUUCCAAUCUAAUUGUUCACUUGGAUGAUGUUUAUGAUGUGUAUGGAACCAUGGAUGAACUUGUACUCUUCACAAAUGCGAUUGCAAGGUGGGAUGCAAUACCAAAUGAGAGACUCCCAGAGUACAUGAAAGCACUUUAUUCAGUUAUAUAUCACACCUCAAAUGAAGUUGCUGAACAUGCUUUGAAGGAACAUGGUUGUAGUAUGCAUUAUCAUCUACAAAAAUUGUGGCAUGACAUAUGCAUGGCAUUUUUGCUGGAGGCAAAAUGGCACCAUGGUAACUGUAGACCAAGCAUUCAAAAGUAUCUGGAGAAUGGAUGGGUGUCAUCCUCUGCACCAUUGUUGCUGUCACAUGCCUUCUCAAUGCUCCAUUCAGUUAUCAACAUGAACACAAUAUCCAAAAUGCAAACGACACACAGAUUAGUUCAACAGGUUUCUUUAAUUUUUCGUCUCUGCAAUGACUCUGCAACACACAUGGAUGAGUUGCAGAGAGGAGAUGCUCCAUCUUUCAUAGCUAUAAACAUGGCCGAGAAUGGUGGCAAUGAGGAUGAUUCUCGUAAGGUCAUGCAAGAUCUUAUCUUGAAGUCAUGGAAAGUGAUCAAUGAGGAGGCAUUUGAUAGUCGUCAAUAUUCUACACCCUUUAACAAAGCUUGUGUUAACUUGGCUCGCAUCUCACAUUGUGUUUAUCAAGGUGGAGAUGGUAUUGGUAGACCAAAUGAUCUAAAGAAGAGGCAAAUUAGAGAUUUGUUCUUGGAUCCCGUCCAUAUAUGAAAGAACCAUUAAAAUACAUAUAUUUCUUGAGAAUAUGAGGGGAAUAUUCCAUUGGUUGUAUAUUUCCAUGUUCAUAAAAAUAUUUUGAAGAAAUAUGUUGUAGCCUCGUUACCACGAUGAUAAAUUAGAAUGUCAAUAUAUUGGUUUC
Molecule: messenger RNA, 1907 nt
Organism: Sorghum bicolor (sorghum)
Lineage: Eukaryota; Viridiplantae; Streptophyta; Magnoliopsida; Poales; Poaceae
Product: terpene synthase 10
Exons: 7
Coding region: 29-1759 (576 amino acids)
Biological process (GO): diterpenoid biosynthetic process
Molecular function (GO): terpene synthase activity; magnesium ion binding
Source: RefSeq, a predicted model, not a curated record